This is a messenger RNA of Lotus japonicus, 2295 nucleotides long. RefSeq names its product laccase-7. The record is from RefSeq and is a predicted model, not a curated record. Gene Ontology annotation, biological process: lignin catabolic process. Gene Ontology annotation, molecular function: hydroquinone:oxygen oxidoreductase activity; copper ion binding. Gene Ontology annotation, cellular component: apoplast. The transcript is spliced from 8 exons. Bases 288 to 2066 code for a protein of 592 amino acids. NCBI's taxonomy places the organism in Eukaryota, Viridiplantae, Streptophyta, Magnoliopsida, Fabales, Fabaceae.
UUAUUUCUCUCCAUUCCCUUUCCAUCUAAUGUCUACAAAUCACUUUCCAAGAAUGAAAGUUAAACCCUGAAUCCCAACUCUAUUCACCUUCUCAUUUAUCUCCUAACCAAUGACUAUGAGAACCUCCUCAUUCCCUUCAUCUUAUUCAUCACUGCAGUUCACUCAUCUCUGGCUGAUAUCGCCGGCAUAUAAAGCGUUGAAGAGAUGAGACUCCGUUUAUAUGGGCAUAUCUACCGAGUCGCUUUUAUAUGUGAGGGCCAAGUCGAUUCCAUGGUCAAUGCUUGUACAUGUUCUUUCGCUUAAACAUGAAGCUAUUCAUGUUUUUCUUAGCAUGGGCUUUUGCUCUUUUAGCUUCAUCAUUGGCUUCUGCUGCGACUGUGGAACAAAUAUUCAAAGUUCAAAACAGGACUAUCAAACGCUUGUGCAAUGAGCGAGUAAUUGUCACAGUUAAUGGUCUUUUCCCUGGACCAACGAUAAAUGUCCACGAAGGUGACACUGUGAUUGUCCAUGUAUUCAACGAGGCACCCUACAAUAUCACUAUUCACUGGCAUGGAGUGUUUCAGCUCUUUAGUGGUUGGGCAGAUGGUCCUGAAUAUGUAACUCAGUGCCCAAUUAGUUCAGGAAAUAAUUAUACAUAUAAAUUCAAGGUGCAAAACCAAGAAGGAACAUUAUGGUGGCACGCUCAUGCAUCUGUUUUACGAGCCACAGUUCAUGGUGCUUUCAUCAUUCACCCUCGUUCUGGUCAAUUUCCAUUUCCCAAACCCUACAAGCAAAUUCCUAUUAUAUUAGGUGAUUGGUAUAAUGCUGGUGUUGAGGAUAUGGAGAAAGCUCUCGCCGCUGGGGGUCGUCCUGAGUUAUCUAGUUCCUUCACAAUCAAUGGAUUGCCUGGAGAUAUCUUCAGUUGUUCUCAAAAAGGACAGAAUUCAGAGACAUUCAAGAUGAAGGUGAAGCAAGGAAAAACCUACAUGCUACGAAUGGUCAACGCUGUACUCGAACUGCAUCUAUUCGUCACACUAGCUAAUCACAAUUUCACAGUUGUUGCUGUGGAUGCUACAUACACUGACCCUUAUGUGACCGAUGUCAUUGUUAUUGCCCCUGGCCAAACCCUUGAUGCUUUAUUCACCGCAAACCAACCCAUUGGUUCAUAUUACAUGGUUGCAUCUCCUUAUAAAUCUGGUGGUAAAAUGUUUGAUAAUAUCACAUCUCGUGGUAUAGUCGUUUAUGAUCAUCAAUAUGCACAAUACUCAUCGUCACAUCUUGUGAUGCCAUCCCUACCAUCAUUGAACCCUAUGAUGCCAUUCCUACCACCCUUCAAUGACACUCCAACAGCUCACAAAUUCUAUAGCAACAUAACUAGUUUAGUAGGGGCCCCGCAUUGGGUUCCAGUCCCACUUGAGGUGGAUGAGCACAUGUUCAUUACCGUUGGAUUAAACCUACAAAGGUGUGAUCCAGCGACCGUCACCAAUGACACGUGUAAGGGUCCAAUGAAUCAUACUUUAUCUCCUAGCAUGAACAAUGAGUCAUUUGUGCUCCCUAAGGGGAGAGGGUACUCAAUGUUGGAAGCGUUUUUUGAAAAUAUGAGUGGAGUGUAUACUACAGAUUUCCCUAGCAAGCCUCCAGUUAUGUUUGACUUCACAAAUCCUGACAUUAGAUUUGAUUUGAAUCUUAUAUUUGCCCCAAAAUCAACAAAGGUAAAGAAGCUCAAGUUCAAUUCAACGGUGGAGAUUGUGUUUCAAAAUACAGCUUUUAUUCAUACGGAUAACCAUGCCAUGCAUCUUCAUGGGUUUAACUUCCAUGUUUUGGCUCAAGGGUUUGGGAAUUUCGACCCCACCAGUGACGAAGCCAAGUUUAACUUGGUGAACCCUCAAAUACGCAACACAAUUGGUGUGCCUGUGGGAGGAUGGGCUGUCAUCAGAUUCCAAGCAAACAAUCCAGGGGUAUGGUUUGUGCAUUGCCAUGUGGAACAUCAUACUCACCGGGGAUUUAAUAUGGCUUUUGAGGUUGAGAAUGGACCAACUUUGUCAACUUCACUCACUCCACCCCCAGCUGAUCUGCCAAAAUGUUAACCAGGUUUGAAACUGGAGAAACACCCAGUAUCAAAAAUCAGCACCAACUCUGCCCCGUUUUACAUGUUUUCUUGAAAUUUAAGCUCUUCUUGUCUUUGAAUAUUUGAAGCAUUGUAAAAUCUCUUCAAAUUAUAAAAAAUGAUAGGGUUGUAUUUCUUACACAAAAAUGGUUAUAUAUAUUAUAUUUGUCUUUACUAUAGUAAUAUCAUAAAUUCAUAUUGAACUUUCA